CACCGGAGUCCAGCUGCUCAAAUCUCUGCAAGAACUUCAGCUAAAAAGCAUGCAUCUCCAUCCUCUGUCCCCCUCUUGCCUGCUCCUCCUCCUCCUGGUUGCCGGGGCAGCGGAGGUGUGCGUUGCCCUGACAACCACACUUCACGGUUUCCGAGGCUGCGCCGUGCGAGAGUUCUCCUUUGUGGCCCAGAAGCCGGGCUGCAAGGGACUGCACAUCAGCACAGAGGCUUGCUGGGGACGUUGUCACACCUGGGAGAAACCUGUGCCGGAUCCCCCCUACAUCCACCGACACCACCGUGUGUGUACGUACAGUCGUAUCCGUCACAUGACCGCCCGCCUGCCGGGCUGCCAGCCCAACAUCUCCCCUCUCUACCACUACCCCAUGGCUCUGCACUGCCACUGUGCCGUGUGCUCCACACAGGACAUGGAGUGUGAGACCUUCUGA
Cyclopterus lumpus (lumpfish) is the source of this 445-nucleotide messenger RNA. Its product is annotated as glycoprotein hormone beta-5-like. The record is from RefSeq and is a predicted model, not a curated record. Gene Ontology annotation, biological process: G protein-coupled receptor signaling pathway; regulation of thyroid hormone receptor signaling pathway. The transcript has 3 exons. The coding region runs from base 50 to 445 and encodes 131 amino acids. Gene Ontology annotation, cellular component: extracellular region; cytoplasm. Gene Ontology annotation, molecular function: hormone activity. Lineage: Eukaryota; Metazoa; Chordata; Actinopteri; Perciformes; Cyclopteridae.